AUGGGCCCAGGCUCAUUACGCGCCGCCGCCGACACCAGCCCCUCCGACGCCUCCGACGCGGCCCCCGCCGCCCCCGCCGCCCCGGACCCCAUCGUCACCCUCCACAUCCAAGCGCAGCAAGUGUCGCCGUACCUCCCGUGGGACCUGCUCCACCCGCGCCCCGGCACCGACCCCGUCGGGGCGCUCGUCGCGCUCGCCGCGCCGGAGAACUACCAAGUGCGCCGGGAGACGGGGCAGCAUGCGCUGUUAUACUCUCUCUCGGUGGGUCCGUCGCGCGUUCUGACCGAGCUGACCCCUCAGGCGCAGGGCGACUGCGCCGCCAACCUCGCGAGCGCGCUCAACGCCAGCCUGAUAUCAGAGCUGUACCUCCACCCCUUCGCGUCGUCUGACCCGCCCAACACCGAUGACGCCGAGCCCUCCCUCCGGCGCAACGCGCAGGCCGACGCCGUAAGGCACGUCCUCGACGCCCUCCUCUCCUCGCUGCAUAUCCCAACCCUCCGCACCCUCGCCAUCGGGUUCAUCCUCCCCCCGCCCCUCGUCACCUCGCUCGCCACCUUCCUCCGCUCGCCCCGCUCACGCGGGCUACAGCACCUCACCCUCCACGGCCGGGGCGAGGACGCGCUCCUCCCCGUGCCCGACCUCGAGAUCCUCGUCCCCGCCCUCGUCGCGAACGGCACGGUGCGCAUGCUGCACCACGGGAACUCGCGCACCAUCCACGUGCGGGACGCCGAGUCGUUCCCCUUCGGACACGGGUUCCCGGGCUUCUCGCACCCCGAGACGCGGAUACUCAUGCGCCUGCUCGGCGUGCUGGCGCGUAACGGCGCGUUCCUGUGGCCUGCCCGCCGCGCGGCGGUGCGCGCACUCGUCCCGGCGCGCGUCAUUCUGCGGCACGUCAACUUCGCCGAGCUCGCCUCGCCCCCAAUUACCCGCCUGCCGGGGCAUGUCCUCGCGCAAAUCUUGGGCCUCGUGUCCGGUGACAGCGAAGUGUUCGACGCCGCCGAGUGGAGCAAGCUGUUCGCCGCCGCGCGCGACCCCGACCACCUGAAGCGCCUCGCGUGGGCCGUCACCCGCCUCGACCUCACCGCCGGGCUCGGGUUCAAGGCCGUCAUGGCCUUGUGGCUCGAUAGCGGCGGGUUCUGGCCACGGAGCUUGAGCUAG
This is a messenger RNA of Vanrija pseudolonga, 1158 nucleotides long. RefSeq lists its product as uncharacterized. NCBI's taxonomy places the organism in Eukaryota, Fungi, Basidiomycota, Tremellomycetes, Trichosporonales, Trichosporonaceae. Bases 1 to 1158 code for a protein of 385 amino acids. The transcript has a single exon. The record is from RefSeq and is a predicted model, not a curated record.